Molecule: messenger RNA, 6449 nt
Organism: Cololabis saira (Pacific saury)
Lineage: Eukaryota; Metazoa; Chordata; Actinopteri; Beloniformes; Belonidae
Product: bromodomain-containing protein 4-like
Exons: 23
Coding region: 337-4614 (1425 amino acids)
Biological process (GO): positive regulation of transcription elongation by RNA polymerase II; chromatin remodeling
Cellular component (GO): nucleus; chromatin
Source: RefSeq, a predicted model, not a curated record
CGUCACCGACGUAGAACGGGACUGUUUGUUCUGGAUUUGGGGCGAGGAAGGUCUGCGAGCGCUGACAACCGCCUAAAGAAGGUGCGACACCUGGCUCUCCGUGUGCUGUGGUCCCCUAGCCCCUACAGUGGCAUAUAUCCCCUGUUACCGCAGGAAAGUGGUGCCUCAUCAACUGAGAUAUGAUCACAGUAGUGGGUUAGACCAGCUGCGCAGCAUCAAACAUAGUCUGGUGAGGAGUGUAAUGGCUUGAGGGGGCCCCCCCCCCCGCUCGCACCUGCCCCUGCCAGGUCUAAUCUGCCUAAACUGUCUGCUCAGCCACUGCAACUUGCCACUGCGAUGGGAGACGGACUGGAGGCAGGCAGCAGCCACAACCCUCCCUCUGCCCCGCCCCCUCUCCCCUUCAACCCUCCACCCCCUGAAAUAUGGAACUCUUCCAAACCCAAACGACAAACCAACCAGUUACAGUACCUGCUUAAAGUGGUGUUGAAGACAUUAUGGAAACACCAGUUUGCAUGGCCCUUCCAAGCACCUGUAGAUGCAGUCACACUUAAUUUGCCUGACUACUAUAAGAUCAUAAAGUCUCCUAUGGAUAUGGGCUCGAUAAAGAAACGGCUAGAAAACAACUACUACUUGAAUGCCCAGGAGUGCAUUCAAGACUUCAACACGAUGUUCACAAACUGCUACAUCUACAACAAGCCUGGGGAUGAUAUCGUCCUGAUGGCCGAAGCCUUGGAAAAGCUCUUUCUCCAAAAGAUAACUGAGAUGCCCCAAGAAGAAGUAGAGAUUGCUGUGGUCACAAAGGGACGUCGCGGGGUCAGGCGGGAGUCGGUUAUUUCAGUGACCAUUACGGAAGGCCAUCAACAGAUUUGUUCAUGUCUGUAUCUGCUAUACGACGGUCUAACAAAGUCAGAUUCAGGCCAAGACUCUUCAUCCCCUUCCACUACCCCAAAUACAAGAGGCUUUUCAUCUCCAUCAACCACUCCACGAGCCUGUGGCACACCAGCUACACCCCUGUCCCACUCCCAGCCCCUCGCCACACCCUUAUCCCAGCCCCUAGCUACACCCCUCUCUCAGCCCCUCGUCCAGCCCCUCGUCCAUCCCCUCGUCCAUCCCCUCGUCCAUCCCCUCGUCCAGCCCUUAUCCCAGCCCCUCACUCAGCCCCUGCCCCAACCCCUCGCUCAGCCUCUAUCCCAGCCCCAGCCCCCACGCGUGCCUCCGACACCCACCAACCAUGCUUCCCACCUGGGGCCCCCAUACACCGUCUCAACUCCAGAUGUCCUAGCCCAGGGUAUGACAGCAGUUCCUCCUCCAGCCUUGACACAUCCAGGCCUCCAUCCUCCCCCCAUGCUGCAGAGCUCCCCAGCUCUCAUCAAGCAAAGGAAGAGCCAGAAGAGGAAAGCUGAUACCACUACACCCACAGCCAAUGACCAGCUUAGUGAAUCACCUCCCGUGUCUGAUGUGACUCGUCCACGCCGAGAUAGCAUUCGCCCGCUAAAGCAACCCAAAAGAGACCCUUUACAGCCAGACUCCCAGCAUCACCUAGCAGGAGGUUUGGAGACGGGAGGGACAGUGACACCCAAGCGCCAGGAGCAAUUACGGUCCUGUGUGCGCGUUGUUAGAGAGAUGCUGUCUAAGAAACAUGCGGCUUAUGCCUGGCCUUUUUACAAACCUGUUGACGCUAAAGCUCUUGGCCUACAUGACUACCAUGACAUCAUCAAGCACCCCAUGGAUCUAAGCAGCAUCAAGAGAAAGUUGGAUAACAGACAGUACAGAGAGGCCCAAGAAUUUGCAGCAGACGUACGGUUGAUGUUUUCAAAUUGUUACAAGUACAAUCCUCCAGACCAUGACGUGGUUAACAUGGCCCGCAAAUUACAGGACGUGUUUGAGAUGCGUUUCGCCAAAAUGCCCGAUGAUCUGGAGGAACCCACCUCUGUUCCCACACCAUCGUCAGCCCUCCUCUCUGCACCCUCAACUCGACAAGCCCCUCUUCCUCCUUGUGUUUCAGAAGAAGAUAGCUCUAGUUCCUCUGAAUCUGAGUCAUCGGGAGGAGGCUCAGAGCAUGAAAGGCAGCAACGAUUGGCUGAGUUACAGGAACAGCUUAAGGCUGUCCACGAGCAGCUGGCGGCACUCUCCCAGCCGCAGGCCAGCAAGCCCAAGAAGAAAGAGAGGGACAAGAAGGAGAAAAAGAAAGAAAAACACAAGAAGAAGAUGGGUGCAGAGGAACCUGUUGAAAGCGCUUCUCUGGCGAUGCUUCAGACUUCUAAGAAAAACAAGAGCAGCAAGGAUGCAGUCUUGGUAAAGAAAGAGAGAAAAAAGCCCAGUAAGAAAGAAGGAAUUAAAAAUGGUCGCCCAGCUGCGCCCCCUCAGCCAGGCCCGAUCCCUCUUGUCCCUUCAGCUUCUCUUGAAGCAGAGGACAACAUUGAUGUAUUUGGGAGUGUGUCCACCGACAGAGGCAAGCCAAUGUCAUACGAGGAGAAGCGGCAGCUGAGCCUGGACAUAAACAAGUUGCCCGGUGACAAACUGGGCCGGGUUGUGCACAUAAUCCAAACGCGCGAGCCUUCACUGAAGAACUCCAACCCCGAUGAGAUCGAGAUUGACUUUGAGACGCUGAAGCCCUCGACACUGAGAGAGCUGGAGAAAUAUGUCUCCAGCUGCCUCAAAAAGAAGAAAAAGCCAUCAGCAGCGGAGAAGCCCCUGGAAAUGACAAAUGUGAUAAAGAUGAAGACAGGCACCUCAUCUUCAGGCAGCAGUGACUCCUCUGAUAGUGAAGACUCUGAAAAUGGGCUGGUUCCCAAACAACAGAAGACAACCUCGACCAACAAGGACAUGAAGAGAUCACACCACCAGUCCCUCAGUAGUGACAUGGGCCCCGGCACCUCCGCGCCUCAGACUCUGCCUCCACUGCCUCAGUCCAAACCCUCAUUUGUACCCCCUCCUCCUGUACCCGUCCCUGUUCCUGCUCUGGACUCCUCCCAACUUAUCACCUCAGGAUUUGAUCCUUUGCCUCACUUCAUGAACCAUCACUUGACGCAGGCACACACAGAGCCCAGUGCAACCAUUACCCCUGCCGGUGCCGCUGCUGCCCCUGGUCUUCUCAACGCAAAUGCACCCAACCAGAUACCCACCGAGACGCACCCUUUUCUAAACCAACAUCCCAUCAUACCUUCCCCAGCAGUCCACAAUGCUCUUCCCCAGCAACCAUCAAGACCCAGCAACCGCGCUGCACCACUUCAACGCAAACCCUCGCAGCCUCCCCCGUCCUCACUUCCCUCCAUGCCUCCGUCUUCCUCACCGCAGCUUCAACCCACGCUUUCCCUCAACCUCCCGCAACCUGUGCCCCGCCCACGGGUCCCUUCGCCGCCGUCACACGGCAUCCUAGGUACGCUCUCAGCACAGCCUCCCCAAGCCCUGCUGGAGGACGACGACGAGCCAACACCCACCAGUUCUGACACGCCUCCACUGAGUCAAGUCCACACGCUCCUGCAGUCGCUCCAGGCAAGACCCGCCACGCAGCUGCAGCCGCUGGAUGCACCUGUGCAGGUCGCCGCCCAGCUGGUGUCGUCUAUGCACACACAAGUUAUGACGACAACCACGCCUGCCCUGGCGCAGAGACACAGCUCAGGAUUCAUGUCGCAGCCGUUCGCGCACACGAACUCAUCGUCACAACAGCAGAAGGCGACGGUCUUACCGCAGAAGAUACAACAGUUGCAGCAACAUCAACAGCAGCCAUCACCACGAAGCAAAACAGAGCCUUUCUCAACAGCGAGUCUGCAUGGAAGCCCCUCUCCGCUGAUGAUGCACUCUCCUCAGAUGCCUCAGUUCCAUACAAUGGGACAACAGUCGCCCUCACAGACCAAGAAGCUUGAGGAGAGGUCCAACCUCAUGGGAGUCAAAGAGGGGAAGCCUUCACACUCGCCCAUUCUGCCCCCCUCACCCUUCAGCCCUGCGGGCCGCCAAGACACACACAAACAAGACGGCAAACACAGGUCGGAUAUGAAGCCACUGGAUGGUUCCCACCCAAUUUCCCGCCUGCCAGACUCCCCUGCCCCACCAUCUUCCCAACAGGACAUCAAAAUUAAGCAAGAACCCAAAACUCCCAUUGCACCCAAAAAGACACAGUUAAAGAACAUGGGUUCUUGGGCCAGCCUGGCUCAGAGGUCCCAGUCCACACCGGCCUCGGCGGUGCGUUCAUCCAGCGACAGCUUUGAACAGUUCAGACGAGCUGCCAGGGAGAAGGAGGAGAGGGAAAGGCAGCUGAAAGCACAGGCAGAGCAGGCCAGGAGAGAGCAAGAAAAACUACGCCGUGACGACGAGGACACGAUGGAGCACACUCGUCGAGCACAAGAAGACAGCCGUCGUCGUCAGGAGCAACAGUCACCGCUGGCUCCAACACCUCCAGCCUCAACUCCACCCACUCACUCUCCACAAGCUCCGCCCACACAAACACAAGCCCCGCCUCCACCUACCGCCGCUGCACAGAACUCUCUGGACCAGCAGAGGGAGAUGGCCCGCCGCCGGGAGCAGGAGAGGCGCAGGAGAGAAGCAAUGGCAGACACCAUAGACAUAAAUUUCCAGAGUGAUCUGAUGGCAAUUUUUGAAGAGGAUCUGUUCUGAGAGAAAAUGAUGCUGGCAUGAGAUAAGGACCUAUAGUCACAAAUAAGCAAACUGACAAAAAGAUGAAUAAUAAUGCUCUGAUACACAUGGUCGCUGCUACACAUACCCACAUUAAACAGAUCUAAUUGUAGCUGUCCCUUUCUCUCAGAUGUUCAAACAUCUGAUUUGUGUCGUAUGAAUUAAGGGAGAUUGAGAUUUCCUCUAGAAAAGAUAUGUUUCUGGCUUGAUGGGACGGUUGUUAGUUAAGACGGCAGGAAUAACAGACACACUGUUGGCUCCAUCAAGAAAACACUGAGAAGGAAAGCACAGAACUGAGGUAAAAAAAAAACUAAGGUGAAGAGCGAGACUUUAUUAAAGAAGUUUGGGUGAAAAUUAAAUAUUUUCUGUGAUAUGUGAUGGGAGAAAAGUUUUUAAAAGGACUGGUAAACGAAUAAACAGAUCACUUUGCUCUUUUUUUUGUUUCCUCUCUUCAGAUCACAGUCUCUGUAUGAAUAUAAUUUAAUUUGAAUUCUAACUGGGAGGGUUUGGCUGAGGUUGCCAGGUUUGACAGUUUCAGCUAUCACCCGAGUUGAAUUGGUUUCUCAGGGCACAGUGGGAGUGAAACAACCUAGCCGCUUAAAUGUGUUUCUAAGCCUCAAAGCCCUCCUUCCCCAUUUCACUUCCUUCUACUUCUCUGCAGUCUCAAACAAAGGAGCUGGAGGCAUCAGCCAUAUUAAACGUUCAAGGGCAAUCAGGAAGGAUUGAUUGCAUUUGAAACAUUUUGGAGUGUGUCCCUUUGCCUAAGUGCUCUGGCCUGUAAACUGAUGAUCACACCCCACAGAUUAUACAUAUAUAUAAAUAUAUAAAUAGAAACAUGAAUAAAUAUAUAUUAUAUAUGAUGAAAUGUCAGCGAAAAAGAAUAUGUGAGAGCUUUUGAUUGUGGAUGGCAAAGCUCGUGUCUGUGUUCAUCUCUGAGCUCUGGUUUUGACUUUGUAGAAAUUACUGUAAAGAAGAAAAAAGAUCUUUUUUAUGAUUCUAUUGAGAGGAUUGUUUUAUUUGUCUUAUUCUCUAUCUAUCACACUUCUUCUGUUUGUUUUUUUCCCCCCCUCAACUUUAUGCCAAAACCAAUCUUAUUGAGUGCUGAAAGUUCUUUCACAUUUUUUUACAUGUAAAAUGUAUCUUCUUUUCACUUUAUAUUAAAGGCUAUGUUUUUAUUGCUAUUUAAUUUUCCUUUAUCCCCUUUUAAAUCUGAAGUUAUGCAACAGUUUGCUCUCUAAUGGUUGGAAAAGCAGUUUCAAAAUAAUUUUGUGACUACUAGGUCCCAUCAUUCUGUAGUUGUGCAGUAAAUCUGCACUUGUGUUUAAUCAUCAUCAUCAUCAUCUUACUUUUAUCACUUCUUUUCAUCAUGUAUACGUUUUUAGUCUCUCCUAACGAUAUAGUGUACAAUCAUCUCCACAGCUUCAGCAGUUUGUAUGAUAUGCUCUUGUUUUUGAUUCUGUUGUUUAGUUUUUAUUUUUUUGAAAUGUGUUCAUUGUCCACGGUAAAAGUUUUGGAUUUUGUGUGCCAUUGUGUUUUUCUGGAAGUGGGGAGUUUCCCAGUUCCUGUAGAUUUGGCCCAGAGAUCCAAGAGUGUUUUCAGUUCCAUAAUCACUUCUUUUUUUUAUGUUUCUUUCAUUUCUUUUCCCUUUUCUUAAUUCCCAUUUGACUUCCUUUCCUUUAUCCUUUGCUAUACUCUUGAUUUAUUUUACCCAGAACAAUGUGUUGGUAUGUUGGUGAGUGAGGCAUUGAGGUCAAUAGGUUCAUCUUCAGAUAAUGGAGUACAGCAUCUUUUUUUAAAAAAAAGUAUUAAAAUGAUAU